AUGAGAGGCCUCUGGUUUGGGUCUCGCGGAACUAUCCCAAAAAGAACAAGGAGCUUCCUCGAGGAACUAGGUGUCGACAUUAAGGACGUAGCGAGGUUGGCUGAAAAUAUAGUCCUCGACUCCCUGGGAAUCAUUCACCACCACCCAAUAAGGGCAGGCGAUAGAUAUGAUGAUGAAGGAGCCGCAGGACAAAGAGCUCACGCGGCGGUAAACAGAUUUCCUAACGAGGUCUCCAGCCGGGCACCUCGCCUGGCCAGAUGCCGCAGAUUCGAUUCUCGCCUUUACCAGAUGUCGGGUCUGGAAUUUCCGCACAAUCCAGGAUAA
Molecule: messenger RNA, 324 nt
Organism: Nezara viridula (southern green stink bug)
Lineage: Eukaryota; Metazoa; Arthropoda; Insecta; Hemiptera; Pentatomidae
Source: the annotation of a GenBank genome assembly